CUAUUUAUGCUGUGCAUGAACACAGACCCACCUUGUGCAUCGCAUCUUUCUCGUCCACACACGGGUAGAGCUUGAAGAAUCACGCUCCACGCAGAAGGCAGGACUCGUUCAAGACCUCAGUGGAGUGUUCGACGUUGGGGUUCUCUUCCUCGAGCUUCAUUGUCCGUAGCUUCUCGAGGCUCGUUGCUUUGCGAUCUGAGCCGGUGAUAUAUCGGGGGGAGAUUAGGAUGGAGAGGUCUAAGAGCAGCGGUUAUGGCGAGUGUGAUCAGGCCAACCUGAAGGCGACCGAGCUGAGACUAGGGCUUCCCGGGACUCAGGAGGAACUGCCGCUGAAGUUGGAGUCUCCCUCUUUCAACAACAAGAAGAGGGCUUUAGCAGAUGAUGAGGAAUCAGCCUCCAAGGGCAAUCUUGGCGUCCUACAAGAUGGGAGAAGGAGCACCUCUGGCGUCCCUCGUCCUUCAAAGGUGCCGAUAGUGGGGUGGCCGCCGGUUCGGUCGUACCGGAAGAACAUUUAUUUGUCGCCACCAGCGACAAAGAAGGCCGACAUAGCUGAGGGUGGCGCACGGGCUGGCUACGUGAAGGUGAGCAUGGACGGUGCUCCUUACCUCAGGAAGGUGGAUCUCAAGACGUACAAGAGCUACCCGGAGCUCCUGGAAUCUUUGGAAAAUAUGUUCAACAUCCCCAUUGGUGAUUACUCGGACAAAGGGUCUGAUUAUUCGCCUACCUAUGAAGACAAAGAUGGGGAUUGGAUGCUUGUCGGAGAUGUUCCUUGGAAUAUGUUUACGUCCACAUGCAAGCGACUCAGAAUCAUGAGAGGUGGAUCCAGAAGCUAGACAUACACACAUAAGACAGCCAUUGAAGCUUCUGUUGAUUUCUUCCAAGGUUCUGUUCCGAUGACGCGCGGAGAAGGCGCUAAUAACCAGAUGAAACCAGAAGAGUCUCGGCGAGAUCUGAAGCUGCAUGCAAUGGUUUCAGUCCACUUCGGCUUUUACAGAUUUUUUUUUUUUUAAACCAAGACAUGUGUACAAGCUCUUGAGAUUUGCAAACUGUACAAAAAUAGGGUACAGACACACAGAUCUAGCCAGAUUUCUUGUUGAUUCUUCUCAAUGAAAGGAAAAAAAAAAGCACUUUUUU
Messenger RNA from Rhodamnia argentea, 1134 nucleotides. Its product is annotated as auxin-responsive protein IAA1-like. Gene Ontology annotation, biological process: regulation of DNA-templated transcription. NCBI's taxonomy places the organism in Eukaryota, Viridiplantae, Streptophyta, Magnoliopsida, Myrtales, Myrtaceae. The record is from RefSeq and is a predicted model, not a curated record. The transcript has 4 exons. The coding region runs from base 228 to 833 and encodes 201 amino acids. Gene Ontology annotation, cellular component: nucleus. Gene Ontology annotation, molecular function: protein binding.